GGGCUCCUGGGGAAGGGUAGCUGGUCACCCACGACCCAGGGUCGGGUCCGUGCAAGAUCCAGGGGCGAGCCCCGGGGAAGGGGCCACCCUCCUUUCGACCCCAUCCCAUCUCUGAUCGCCGGCGAGACAGGAACAGCCACCGUCUUCCUGGUCCUUCCAGGCCUCCCAGGGGAGCCAAGGGCGGGUGUAGGCGGCACCGAAGGGACCGAAUUUUGUAGCUCCGACGGCCCUGGUGGCUUCGGGUGGCGGGGCACGCCCAGCUAGAGCAGCGGGUCAGGGUGGAUGAAGCCGGCGCUCCCGCCUCUUGGUGGAUCCUGGUCCGAGCGCAGCUGAACAGCUGUUCCAACAGGAGGUGAGGGGUGGAUCAACAUGGUCCCCUCCGACAGCCGGACCGCCUAGAACCAGCCGUGCAGAGUGAGCCUUCACCGAGGUGCGACGCCGAGAAGCCGCAGUGCUCCCGGGAUUUGAAGUUCGGGGGUGGGCGGGGAAGGUGCUGUCCGCGGUGCUGAGCCCGGAGCCCGCGGCGCGCUCGCACGGAGCGCGCGGGCGCUGCUUCUCGACCGCGGAUCCAGGCGGCCUGCUAGGGCAGCUUCCAGCGGAAAGCGCGGCCCACUCGACAGCCCGCAGGGCCUCCCCGAGCACCGGUGUGGGCCCUCCUUCCAGCCAGAAAGUCGCCCCUUGGGGCAGUUCGUCCCGAAGGGUUUCCUCGAAAGCAGCUUAGAGGGCACAGUUCUCGACUGAGGGAAUCUUUCUGCUUAGCCCGGGAGGCCACCCGCCUAAGAAGAUGCCUGCCUUCAACAGAUUGUUUCCCCUGGCUUCCUUCGUGCUCGCCUUCUGGGCCAGUGUGUGCUUCCCCGUGUGUGUGGAGGUGCCCUCGGAGACCGAGGCUGUCCAGGGCAACCCCAUGAAGCUGCGCUGCAUCUCCUGCAUGAAGCGGGAGGAGGUGGAGGCCACCACGGUGGUGGAGUGGUUCUACAGGCCCGAGGGCGGCAAAGACUUCCUGAUCUACGAGUAUCGGAACGGCCACCAGGAGGUGGAGAGCCCCUUCCUAGGGCGCCUGCAGUGGAACGGAAGCAAGGACUUGCAGGACGUGUCCAUCACUGUGCUCAAUGUCACACUGAAUGACUCGGGUCUCUACACCUGCAACGUGUCCCGGGAGUUUGAGUUUGAGGGUCAUCGCCCCUUUGUGAAGACCACACGGCUAAUCCCCCUCCGGGUCACCGAGGAGGCUGGAGAGGACUUCACCUCCGUCGUCUCAGAGAUCAUGAUGUACAUCCUGCUGGUCUUCCUCACCCUGUGGCUGCUCAUCGAGAUGGUCUACUGCUACCGGAAGGUCUCAAAGGCUGAGGAGGCAGCUCAAGAGAAUGCGUCUGACUACCUUGCCAUCCCAUCAGAGAACAAAGAGAACUCUGUGGUGCCAGUAGAGGAAUAGAAGGGGUGUGACUCGAGGUGACUGGAGCCCUGAGGGACUGGACACCCCAGGUGUGGUGAUGUCCACAGCCUCAGGAGGCACUGCAGAGGCCACACUGCUUCCCUUCGUGCAUUCACCCUUUAGUUUACACAUCACACGUCCACUCACCACUGACCCCCUAACUGCAUCUGACCUCGACACACCUGAGGACUUUGCCAGAAUGGAGGAACCAACAUUUCUACAGACUCAACCUCUGCUCAUCUUAGCUUUUGAGCAAGCAGCAUCCAUGCCCCGCAGACUUCUCCCCUGUGCUCCAAAUGACUUUGCACGAGUGCUAGAGGCGACACGCUCCUCUGUCUGUUGCUGUCUGGAACCGGCUCAUUCUCUGCUGCUGCAAGUGAAUGGAUCUUCUUAGUGGAAGGAAGCAGGAGUGAUUAGGUUAAACCAAAGGAGCGUCAUGAAGUGGAAUGUUUUGACGUCAGUUUUUUUCCAAGGCUUUGAAAACCCUAGUAGAGUAUCAGAGCAAAACAUGCUUUUCUAGGUUCUCUACUGAUAGAAAGUCUGUUCAGUAUAGGCUAAAAUGUUCUCUGGAGCUUGGUACUUCAGGGUUAGAACCACUAUGUCUCUAAGGCCUGGGUAAGUCUCAGUCCUUCAAGAAGCCAAGGACAAGAGACUCAGGAGGGAUUCAGCAGUUUAAGUGGCUUUUGAAAGUCACACAACACAUUCAUGAUCCUACUGGUAUGUAUGUAUCCUCCCCCACCCAAAGUGAACACAGCCCUUGAGAUGGCUGGGAAGCGUUGUCUUCCGGAGGGCACUGGAACUGAAAUUCCUAAAUUCUUCCUCGCAGAAUCUUGUGGGGAUUAUUACUCAUGUCACAGGAGUCAGCUAAGGCUCAGAGCUCAACUGGACUUCAGAGGAUAAACUAGAGCAGAUACAAACCUUAGGUGUUGCCCAGGUUAAACUUCCCAAGAUGGGUAAUUUUGAUUUUGAAGACUUUGAAAUUAAGAUUGGCUAUGGCCAUGCCUCUUCCACAAGCAUACAUUGAGUGGAUUGCCUGGCUGAGGUUAACUCUGAGUCUGGUAGCUAGAGGUUGGCUGAAAAGGCAGAGAGAAAGACAUGAAGUAGACUUGAAGAACUUCCUCAGCAAAGGGAUUUGUGAGGCUGGAACAUCCUGCGGAAGAAAGCAUCUUGGAAUGAUAUUUAUGAAACGGGGAUGAUAAGCAAAUGAACGAAGUAAUCAGGGAGGGAUGGGCUAGGUAGCUUUGAAAUAGUUCACCUGUGAACCCAUAAUGUCCAAGGUUUGUUUUUACUAGAUUUGGGGAGAGCAGAUGAACACUAGAUAAAUUUUAGUCAAAAUCUCCUGUUUCAUUUUGGUUGACUGAUUGGGCCAAGGGUAACAUGCUUCAGGACUUAGUGAUGAGAUGGGGAGGGUGCUUUGGGAAAUAUAUGAAGGGGACUGGGAUUUGAUGAAGGAGAAGUCCCUUAGAUCAGGAGGAAUUUAUGGGGGAACACCAUACUCCACUGGCUUUGGGCCUCAUCUGAAAAACUCAUUUUUUCAUCUCUUCCAUCCCUGGAGAAGUACUUAAAAUAUGCCCUUGUUCACAUCUUGAAGAGAAUACUCUAAUUCAAGGCCCUUCUCCUUGGUAGUUUCCCAAAGAAUCUCUUAGGGGACAGCAGACAGAGGUUUCUAACUCUGUGGUUGGGAAGAUAGGCCUGACUGACGGAGGUCUUCCUGGUCCCAGGGCAGGUUGACAACAGAGCUGGUGGCAGAAGCAAAUUCCUUACUUACAACACUUUCCUCUUGGUCCCAGUGGACAUGCAUCUACCUUGUACUCAAGAAAUAGGCACAACUGCUUUCUUUUCUCUAGAAAAAAAAUCCUCAACUGUUUCCCGGGUGCUUUUAAUAAAGCUGAAUGAUACCUAUCAUUAAAAAAAAUUCAUUAUUUAUAAGUAAUCUUCCCUAUUUUCAUUUUUCUAAUUUCUCAACUCUUUUCAUCCUUAAUACUUCUAUU
Molecule: messenger RNA, 3423 nt
Organism: Artibeus jamaicensis (Jamaican fruit-eating bat)
Lineage: Eukaryota; Metazoa; Chordata; Mammalia; Chiroptera; Phyllostomidae
Gene: SCN3B
Product: sodium voltage-gated channel beta subunit 3
Exons: 6
Coding region: 785-1432 (215 amino acids)
Biological process (GO): ventricular cardiac muscle cell action potential; regulation of heart rate by cardiac conduction; sodium ion transport
Cellular component (GO): voltage-gated sodium channel complex
Molecular function (GO): sodium channel regulator activity
Source: RefSeq, a predicted model, not a curated record